UGGCGCCGAGUCGCCUACACACUCAAGACCUUUCGUUGGACAUCUCAGCUCUGUGUUGUGGUGUUUUCACCCUUUCAUGUUCGUCUUUGGAAAGAUUCAAAAGAGCGUAAGCAGCCCAGCGUGGACUUCAAGAUUCAGGUUUCAGAGACAACCAUUAUUCUUUUGCGGCUUUUGAUUCUAUCUUUGUGCUCGAUUAUUGUGGGGGUACGAGGGAGAUAUAAACCAGCUCACCCUUCCAAUUUUCAUUGCUUCUUUCUCUGUCUGUCAGUGUACCUCUUUCUUUAUUCUGGGACUUCUUAUCUUGAUCUAUGCUGCAUCGACCUGGCCUUCAAGUUUCCCCUUCAUGUGGCAGUGGUUUUAAAAGCUCUCCAUUUGUUCGUGUGUAACUUUGACUCAUCGGGUAGAGGUUUUGGGUUCUUUUAGAGCUGAGACAUUGAAAGCUUGUUGGUGGUGCAUUAUACAGUAAUGACUUGUUUCUCUUUCUUGUUUAGAAGGAAGAAAACUUCUUCAGAUAGCGUACCUGUUGAAGCUGUUGAAGAGUUUUCAGGCAUCCAGAAUGUUAAACAUUACACAUACAGAGAAUUAAAGAAUGCUACCGAAGAUUUUAGUCCAGAAAAUAAAAUAGGGGAAGGUGGUUUUGGUUGUGUCUACAAGGGAAGGCUUAGAGACGGCAAGGUUGUUGCUAUCAAAGUACUUUCAGCUGAAUCAAGGCAAGGAGUCCGGGAGUUCCUGACAGAGAUAAAAGUGAUAUCAGAUAUAGAGCAUGAAAACCUAGUCAAGCUGCAUGGUUGUUGCGCAGAAGGAAACCAUAGAAUUUUGGUUUAUGGGUACCUUGAGAAUAAUAGUCUUGCACGGACUCUUCUUGGAGGCGGCCACAGUAGCAUCCAGUUUGAUUGGAGAACACGUUAUAAAAUUUGUAUUGGUGUUGCACGUGGGCUAGCAUUCCUUCAUGAGGAAGUCCGGCCUCAUAUUGUUCAUAGAGAUAUCAAAGCAAGCAAUAUCCUCCUUGAUAGAGACCUUAAUCCCAAAAUUUCAGACUUUGGUCUGGCAAAGCUUAUUCCAUCCCACAUGACACAUGUCAGCACUCGUGUUGCCGGAACAAUAGGUUAUUUGGCACCUGAAUACGCAAUACGGGGACAACUGACACGUAAAGCAGAUAUUUAUAGCUUUGGAGUUCUCCUCCUGGAAAUAGUUAGUGGUAGAUGUAACACUAACUCACGGUUGCCUGUUGAAGAACAAUAUCUUCUUGAAAGGACAACACAUGUGGGGAUUCUCCUCUUGCAGACGUGGGGGCUGCAUGAGCAAGGGGAGCUUGUGGCAUUGGUUGACACAGCAAUGGAUGGGAUUUUUGAUGUUGAGGAAGCAGUCAGGACCUUGAAGAUUGGCUUGCUGUGCACCCAGGAUGCACCUAAGCUCCGGCCAUCAAUGUCAACUGUGGUCAAGAUGUUAACAGGUGAGGUGAAUGUGAAUGACAUGAAGAUAAUGAAGCCAGGUCUUAUCUCUGAUUUCAUGGAUCUCAAAGUGAAAAAAGGUCAGAAUGAGAAGACUGAUACGAAGAUUACAUCUUACAUGGGAUCCUCUGGAUCAGACAAGGUUGAUUAUUCAUUCCCCUCUUCAGGAAACACCACUUCCACUUACAACCCCACAUAUAGCACCAUGACCUUCAAUUCCACAUAUGAAAGAAGCAAUUGAUCAGAGAGGUCAUCUGUGUGAAUAAUGUUACAAUUUUUUUCAUUUCCUGUUGAUUUUUCAGGUUUCUUACCACUUAUAAAUUUUGUAUAACCCCAUUAAUUUUUUUUUUUUUCAUGUUAACUUGCUUUCAGUGAUCCUUGUAGCAAAGUAAGCUUGUAAAUAAGGAUGGUGAGAUAUGUCAAAUAUUUUUAACUUCA
Macadamia integrifolia is the source of this 1889-nucleotide messenger RNA. Its product is annotated as cold-responsive protein kinase 1-like. The record is from RefSeq and is a predicted model, not a curated record. The coding region runs from base 466 to 1692 and encodes 408 amino acids. Gene Ontology annotation, molecular function: protein kinase activity; ATP binding. NCBI's taxonomy places the organism in Eukaryota, Viridiplantae, Streptophyta, Magnoliopsida, Proteales, Proteaceae. The transcript has 8 exons. Gene Ontology annotation, biological process: protein phosphorylation.